Molecule: messenger RNA, 3570 nt
Organism: Hordeum vulgare subsp. vulgare (domesticated barley)
Lineage: Eukaryota; Viridiplantae; Streptophyta; Magnoliopsida; Poales; Poaceae
Product: wall-associated receptor kinase 2-like
Exons: 5
Coding region: 135-3383 (1082 amino acids)
Biological process (GO): protein phosphorylation; cell surface receptor signaling pathway
Cellular component (GO): plasma membrane
Molecular function (GO): calcium ion binding; ATP binding; polysaccharide binding
Source: RefSeq, a predicted model, not a curated record
GUGGAUCCGUGUACGUACGAUCACAACAACUGGCUCCGGCAUCAUCGCGCUUGAGCUAGCCAGUGCCAGACUAGUGCUUUUAUAGGGGGCUCGAUCCAUCGUUCAAGCGUCCAUGCAUCCAUCCAUCCAUUGCAAUGGCGCAAAUAACCAUCUCCGCAGUAGCUAUAGCGGCAGCGGCACUGAUACUAAUGCCGGUGUUCACUUUCACCAGAGGAUCAGUAGCAGCAGCAGGUGAUCCGAUGCCGCCGCCGCCGCCGAUCGGGUUGCCGGGCUGCGUCACGUCCUGCGGGGACGUGGAGGUGCCGUACCAGUUCGGCAUUGGCAAGGACACCAGCUGCUACCUGCCGGGCUUCAACCUCACCUGCGACAACAAUACCGGCUCAGGGCCACGGCUGCUGCUCGACGCCGACGGCACUAUUCAAGUCCUCCAGAUCCAAGACGUCUCGUCCCCCAUUAUGCUGGUCCAACGCAAUGGCGACGUGAAAAUGGACGUCGAUGCCAAUGGCAACGGCAACGGCACGUUCAGCCGCAGCCUUAGGCACGACGGGCCAUACAUGUUUUACAGCCAUAGCGAGCUCAUCCUCACAGGUUGCAACGUCCAAGCGACGGUGAAGAGUGGCCGCGUAAUCCUGGCCAGCUGCACCUCACUCUGCGACGACACAAGCACAACACACGAUGAAGGCAGUGUGUUCGACCGAUGCUCCGGCGGUAGCACAGGCUGCUGCCGUGCGGACAUCGUCACACGCAGCUACGACGACAACGGCAAAGUAUACAACAGCAGUAGCACCGACACGGCGUCCGCAUGCGAUGUAGAGAUCAAAAGGUUGGGUUGUUGGAACCAUAGCUGCGCAGACUUGGAGCAAUUCCCCGUGCGAGUGUUUGUCGCGGACCGUAGAUGGUUCGGCAACGCCUCCAUCUCAAACGAACUGCUACAAGCAGGUCGGCCCCCGUCUACCGAGACAAUGGCAGUUCCUGUUUGGCUGCAGUGGGAUGUUGUUGGCCCCAGUCUCUGCAAGAGCAACCACAGCGAAGUCAUAGAGGGUUUGAAUGGUAUAAGAAGAGGAGGGUAUACGUGCACCUGUAAAGACGGUUACGAUGGCAAUCCCUACCUCACCGACGGAUGCAAAGAUUACAACGAGUGCAAGCGCUGGCCACAAGAAGACACUGGCUGCUACGGUGAAUGCAGAAACACGGAAGGAUCUUUCACGUGCCGGUGCCCAUCAGGAACCACUGGCAACCACUCCAUACCCGGUGGCUGCGUCAACACUACUGUCGCUGUUUCAGAUAGCUGCAUGACGUCGUGCGGGGAUGUGAAGGUGCCGUAUCCUUUCGGUUUUGGCCCGUCCAAGUGUUACUCGCCAGGCUUCGGCCUAGCUUGCGACACCACCCAUCACCCUCCACAGCUGCUCCUCGGCAGCGGCCGGUUCCGAGUCAUCAAUAUCUCCCUUGUCGACACCACGGUGCACGUCAUCCAUACCACUGACCUUAUGCUCAACGCUAUGUUCAAAGCUCAUGGGGUCCCAAAAAUACUGGGCGGAUUUCCUACCUUUUUUGACAAGGAGGCGCCCUACUCGCUGUCUACCGGCAACGAGCUCAUCCUGACAGGAUGCAACGUGCAGGCGACACUACUAGGGCAUGGCAACCCGGCCAUCAUCAGCGGAUGCGCCUCGUUCUGCUCGCACAACGACACCACCACCACCAGCCGCCGCAUAGGCACAGUGGGGUGGCCAACAGGUGGCAUCCAUGGUGGAAGCGGCGGUGGCAAGUACUGCUACGGCAUGGGAUGCUGUCAAGCGCGCAUCUCUGAAUCCAUUGAUGGAAUGCCAAAGGAACUGCGCUUCAGUUGGGUCGACACCACCAAACCCCAGUACUUUAUGCCGUUGCCUGGAUUCGUGUUCAUUGCAAAGGAGGGCUGGUUCGACCAGCCGGGGAUCACUAGCAAACUGAUGCGUGAGCAUGGCCAGACGUUGACAGAAGAAAUUGAGGUUCCCCUUCUUCUCCGGUGGGAGGUCUUGCUCUUGCAUGGUGGCUCAUCAUCAUCCUCGCAUCCGGACUGCGACAGGGAUCAGGCAGCUCGUGACCUCUGUAAGAGCGAGCAAAGUCACUGCCAAGGCGGGACCAGAGGCUAUUCGUGUCAGUGCAACCACGGCUACCAUGGCAACCCCUACAUGCACGACGGAUGCAAAGGUGGCAUUAAAAAACCCAUCAAAGGUUUAAACAUCAUUAUUGGAGUUUCCAGUGGGGCCGGCCUCAUACUUUUGGUCCUCAUUACAUACUUUAUUUCCUACAUACUGAAGCAUCAAAGAGCACAAAUGUUGAAAGGGAAGUAUUUCGAGCAAAACCGUGGGCAAUUGUUGCAACAAUUGGUAUCUCAAAGAGCUGAUAUUGCAGAAAGAAUGAUCAUAAGCUUGGAAGAGCUAGAGAAAGCAACAAAUAAUUUUGAUAAAUCUCGUGAGCUUGGUGGUGGUGGGCAUGGUACCGUCUAUAAAGGGAUUCUAUCGGACCUCCAAGUUGUAGCCAUCAAAAAAACAAAGAUGGUGGUGCAAAGGGAGAUUGAUGAGUUCAUUAAUGAGGUUGCUAUCCUAUCACAAAUCAAUCAUAGAAAUGUAGUAAAACUAUAUGGUUGUUGCCUUGAAACAAAAGUGCCAUUAUUAGUCUAUGAGUUUAUAUCCAAUGGAACUCUUUAUGAUCAUCUUCACGUCGAAGGACCAAUAUCAUUGUCAUGGGAUGAUAGGCUACGGAUAGCAACAGAAACUGCAAAAUCUCUUGCCCAUCUUCACUCAACAGCUUUAGUACCUAUCAUCCAUAGAGAUGUCAAGCCUGCUAACAUACUUCUGGAUGAUACUCUAACAGCAAAGGUAGCAGAUUUUGGAGCUUCAAGGUACAUUCCAUUGGACAAAUCAGGUUUAACAACAAAUGUGCAAGGUACACUAGGAUAUCUGGACCCAAUGUACAUGCACACAUGGCGCCUCACAGAGAAAAGUGAUGUUUAUAGCUUUGGUGUUAUGCUUAUAGAGCUAAUGACUAGAAAGAAGCCAUUUACCUAUAUGGCUUCCGAAGGCAAUGGUCUUGUGGCACAUUUUGCUACCUUAUUUGUGGAAGGCAAUUUGUCCGAGAUACUUGAUCCACAAGUUAUGAGUGAGGGUGGCAACAGAAUUGAUGAAAUCACUGCAAUUGCAGUAGCAUGUGUCAAGUUAAGAGGGGAGGAACGACCAACCAUGAGACAAGUAGAGCUGAGACUGGAAGCUGUGCGAUCACCCGUGGAAUUUGAGGCAAAUGGUGGUAUUGUAGCAAAUUCUCCAUUAGCAUGCGGACCGGGAUUGACUAGCAGGCAGUAUAGCAUGGAAGAAGAGUACAUGUUGUCUGCAAGAUAUCCACGGUAGUUCUGAGAUUACAUGAGUUGAACACACUUAACUUUACAAGAUUUAUGUGCAAUCUGCUACCUUAGUGAAAAAAGCGUUUCAAGACCUUUUUCUCUAAUGGCACCUUUGAUCCUUAGCUUUUUAUUACUUUUCAUAUCCAGUGUAACCUCACGAUCUCUUGCAUUGCUCUCAUGGUGGCUGUUUUCUA